This is a messenger RNA of Pungitius pungitius (ninespine stickleback), 1896 nucleotides long. It is a transcript of the gene mixl1, whose product is annotated as Mix paired-like homeobox. The coding region runs from base 738 to 1760 and encodes 340 amino acids. Gene Ontology annotation, molecular function: DNA-binding transcription activator activity, RNA polymerase II-specific; RNA polymerase II cis-regulatory region sequence-specific DNA binding. The record is from RefSeq and is a predicted model, not a curated record. Gene Ontology annotation, biological process: endoderm development; endoderm formation; regulation of transcription by RNA polymerase II. The transcript is spliced from 4 exons. NCBI's taxonomy places the organism in Eukaryota, Metazoa, Chordata, Actinopteri, Perciformes, Gasterosteidae.
GGCAGGGGGGGGAUGCAAGCUCCAAUAUCAAUGUGGAUGAGCAGACUGCUAAAGGCCUCAAACUUAUACGUACUACUACUAUUUUUUCCCCCAUUAACGACUAAAUACGUGGACGCAGAAUUGCAAUUAACAAGGAAUAAAUACUUCUUAUGGAUAUUCUUUAUGCCAUUUCAAGAUGCUAUUUAUUUAGUGUCCUCCUGCUUUACUGCCAACACAUGCAGAUACAGCCUGCUACAGUUCACAAACAUAUCUGCCUACAUAGCUUUGACAAAUGUUGAAAUAACGGGUGUAAUAUGUUAUAAUAUUUAUAAUUUGAUUAUCACAAGGUAAAAUUCGCUUCUUAUAAAGAAACGGACUGCAACGAGGCUCAGAUUUGGAAAUGGCAGUUUCCGACUUGUCUCUCUCUUGGAUGGCUACAGGUCAGUUAUUUCUUCAUCCUUUCCGACGGGGAUAAAUGUUUUCACUGCGGAUGUGUAUUGCGCAUGCAGAUUCCAUUAAAGCCCCUUUUAAAAGAGACCUGCGGCCGCUCCACCGUCCCAGGUGUGAUGCCUUCACACCUCCGACGUCCUGCAGACGUCUGAAGUCAGCGCGCGGCCGCUGCAGUGCCAGCCGGCCCCGAUGGUCGGCCCAUUCACACGUGCAGGCAGCAGCACCUUUGAUCGCGGGGGGGAUUUAAGUGCGGCGAGGCGCGCAGGUCUCAGGCUCAGUCAGUCGCUGGAAAUAAGACGCCGCGGAGCAUGUCUUCACUUCACGGGAAUAUGUGUGUCGGGGAUCUGAAUCAUUACCAGAUGUAUCACGAGGGACCUCUGCAGAUAAACAACAUGGUGAACUCAGAUUAUGUAGCGGCAGAUGUUACAAACUACUUCAAUCCCGCAAACUCGGUGCCGAGGGCGGAUAAAUGCGUGGCAAUACUGACCCACAGAAGAAAGAGGACCAACUUCACGCAGCAGCAAAUCGAGGUGUUGGAGAAAGUUUACUCGGAAACUAAAUAUCCUGACAUCUACUUGCGAGAGAGACUGGAGGCUCUGACCGGGCUGCCGGAGUCCAGAAUUCAGGUGUGGUUUCAGAACAGAAGGGCCAAGUCUCGUCGCCAAGUUGGCUCAUCUGUGUCGAUGAAGGCCGCGAGCACACCAGCUGCUGGCCCCUUCACGCAGCUGCAGAGCAGGAUGGCCCCAGACAACGUUUACAGCAACAAUCAUGGCGUCGAGGCACACAGGACAGGAGGCUUUGGACUGGAGGAGAGCUUCAGACCCACAAUGCACCAAAGCACGGACGAGCCUCACAGAACCAGCGCGCCCGCCGCACCCAGCAGCUACGCGCACACCUCCGUCUCUUGCAUCUACGACAAGGAGGGAGGCAGAGAGAAGAGCGCGGAGAUGCAACUCCGCGAGCUCAGCGUCAACGUCCCAUGCUGCAACAUCCAUCUGUAUCCCAAGGAGACCGAGCUCCCUCCGAGGAUCGAGGCGAACGUGUCGGUUAACCAGGGCGCGAAGGUUCUGGUGGAAUACGACAAUUUCCCACCCAACAAGACCAUCGGACCGGAGAUGAAAGUUGUGAUUCCUCCCAUCCCCAUCCAGAAUAACUUCAGCAGGUCAUCACCCAAGGAUAACGGAUGCCAAAUCCAGUAUCCGUGUGCGAGGGCCACAGUGGACCGGUUCAGUCCCUUCUCCCCGAUCCACGCUGCGGAGGCCCAGGACUUUACCGACUCAGACUCAGACUGGGAGACAGAGGCCAUGGCCGGCCUCAGUGGCUUCAUGUGAUGCAUUAUGAGAGCAUAUAUAUAAAAAGACGGCUAUGUGUAUCAUAAGAGGCAGUAUGCAGUUGUUUGCGUGAAAGAAAAAUGUAUUUAUUGUUAAAUAGUAAUAAAAGUGUUGAUUGUUAAAAAAAAUAACAACA